CUGGGCAAAGUACUGAGAACCGGUCGUGCGGUCGCAGCGCCCCGAGAGCCAGUUGGGACACGGCACCCACCACCCGCCCCCCAGACGCCCGGGUCUCCCGUCCACCAUCCGGCGAACGGCAAUCGGCGCCUCAGUGUCCAGCGGCCGGGGCGGGAACUGUCUGCCGCUCGAGGGUGGCGAGGGGACCGGAGGAGCCGAUCGGUGAACGCCCGGCUCCGGGGUCCGGGCGGCGUCCCCAGCGGCAGAGCGCGCAGAGAUUUCCUGUGAGUCACCCCAAAUGUCUUUUCAACGAACUGGAUAAGAGCUGAACCACCUGCCCCUGUGGACUUCAUACUCCUGGCUCCACCGUCUUCUGAUGGCAUUGUGACCGUGCCGAGCCCAAGUUACCCACUGCUUAUGAUGAGUGAUGAGAAGAGCCUGGGUGUGUCCCAAAAGUUGGUGUCACCUUCAAGGAGCACAAGUAGCUGCUCUUCCAAGCAAGGAAGUCGACAGGACAGCUGGGAAGUGGUAGAAGGACUGAGGGGGGAGAUGAGCUGCACCCAGGAGCCCCCUGUGCAGAAAGGAUUUUUGCUGAAGAAGAGGAAAUGGCCCUUAAAAGGUUGGCACAAGAGAUUCUUCUACCUAGACAAAGGAAUCUUGAAAUAUGCCAAGAGCCAAACUGAUAUCGAGAGAGAGAAGCUUCACGGCUGCAUUGAUGUGGGGCUCUCGGUGAUGUCUGUAAAGAAGUCGUCCAAGUGCAUAGACCUCGACACUGAGGAGCACAUUUACCACUUGAAGGUGAAGUCAGAGGAAGUCUUUGAUGAGUGGGUAUCCAAACUCCGCCACCACCGAAUGUAUCGGCAGAAUGAAAUUGCCAUGUUUCCGCAAGAUGUUAAUCACUUUUUCCCAGGGUCCACCGUCACAGACUCUGCCUCUGGGGUGUUUGAUUCCAUUCCCAGUAGGAAGCGCAGCAGUCUAUCAAAGCAGAACUCGUUUCAAACUGGAAGCAAUCUAUCCUUUCCUUGUGCGGGUGAGGCACGAGUUCCCUUCUGGCUGCAGCCUUCAGAGGACAUGCAAAAGUGCUCAAAAGACCUGGCCCACUGCCACACCUAUCUGGUGGAGAUGAGCCAGCUCCUGCAAAGCAUGGAUGUCCUGCAUCGGACGUACUCAGCACCCGCCAUCAAUGCCAUCCAGGGUGGAGCUUUUGAAAGUCCCAAAAAGGAAAAGCGAUUGCACAGGCGGUGGCGGUCCAGAGCUAUUGGCAAAGAUGCUAAAGGAACGCUGCAGGUCCCUAAGCCUUUCUCUGGCCCAAUCAGACUACACUCUUCCAAUCCUAAUUUGUCAACACUAGAUUUUGGAGAAGAGAAAAACUACUCUGAUGGCUCUGAAACCUCGUCAGAGUUUUCUAAGAUGCAGGAGGAUCUUUGUCACGUCGCCCACAAAGUUUACUUCGCUUUAAGGUCGGCUUUUAAUAGCAUCUCUGCGGAGAGAGAGAAGCUGGAGCAGCUGAUGGAGCAGGAUGCCUCCUCCGCCUCCGCCCAGCUCACGGGUCUGAAGCGUGCGCUGUCAGCCGCCCUAGCACAGAACACAGACCUUAAAGAACGCUUACGCAGAAUCCAUGCGGACUCUCUGCUCCUCGAGCCUCCCGCUGUUCCCAAGUCGGUUGACAAUCUGGCAGAGGAAAGCAGCAGAGACGAGAACCGGGCUCUGGCUCACCAGCUGUCUGACGAGAGCAGGCUCUCUAUCACAGACUCCCUUUCCGAGUUUUUCGAUGCCCAGGAAGUGCUGCUGUCUCCAAGCUCUUCGGAAAAUGAGAUUUCUGAUGACAAUUCAUAUGUCAGUGACAUAAGUGAUAAUCUUUCCUUAGACAAUCUCAGUAAUGAUUUUGAUAAUGAAAGACAAACCUUGGGGCCUGUUCUGGAAAGUGGUAGGGAAGCCAAGUCCAAAAGGAGGACCAGCUUGCCAGCGCCCAGCCCCAACACCAGCAACAUCAGCUUGUGGAACAUCCUCCGCAACAACAUAGGGAAGGACCUGUCCAAGGUGGCCAUGCCCGUGGAGCUGAACGAGCCCCUGAACACGCUUCAGCGGCUCUGCGAGGAGCUGGAGUACAGCGAACUGCUGGACAAGGCCGCACGCGUCCCCAACCCCCUGGAGCGGAUGGUGUUCGUGGCAGCCUUUGCCAUAUCUGCUUACGCGUCCAGCUACUUCCGCGCGGGGAGUAAGCCGUUUAACCCGGUCCUCGGAGAAACCUACGAGUGCAUGCGAGAUGACAAGGGCUUUCAGUUCUUUGCAGAACAGGUCAGCCACCAUCCACCUAUAUCUGCUUGUCAUGCUGAGUCUGGAAAUUUUGUUUUCUGGCAAGAUGUGAGAUGGAAAAAUAAAUUCUGGGGCAAAUCUAUGGAAAUUGUCCCGAUUGGCACAACCCAUGUGAUUCUGCCAGCUUUCGGAGAUCAUUUUGAGUGGAACAAGGUGACCUCUUGCAUCCAUAACAUCUUAAGUGGACAGAGGUGGAUCGAGCACUAUGGAGAGAUUGUCAUCAAGAACCUCAAUGAUGACUCCUGCCACUGCAAAGUGAACUUCAUAAAGGCAAAAUACUGGAGCACUAACUCCCACGAGAUCGAGGGAACAGUGUUCGACAGAAGCGGCAAGGCGGUGCACCGGCUCUUUGGGAAAUGGCACGAGAGCAUCUACUGCGGAGGCGCCUCCUCCUCCACAUGCAUCUGGAGGGCGAAUCCCAUGCCGAAAGGCUAUGAGCAAUACUAUGGCUUCACACAGUUUGCAUUAGAGUUAAAUGAAAUGGAUCUAUCAUCGAAGUCUCUAUUACCACCCACUGACACUCGAUUUAGGCCAGAUCAAAGGUUUCUGGAAGAAGGGAACGUGGAAGAAGCUGAGAUACAAAAGCAGAGGAUUGAACAGCUCCAGAGAGAGAGGCGGCGGGUCCUGGAAGAAAAUAACAUGGAGCACCAGCCUCGCUUCUUCAGGAAAGCCAGUGAUGACUCCUGGGUGAGCAACGGCACCUACUUGGAACUCAGGAAAGACCUUGGGUUUUCCAGACUGGAUCAUCCUGUCCUGUGGUGAUAAAUCAAUGCAGGAAGAUACAUUAUUCUUCUCCCAUGUUUGCUUCCAGAAGCAGCACAAACCUGUGUCUUAGUAUUUGAGAUUAUCUAGAAUGAUGAUCACUUGUGCUUAGCUUAGCAAUGUAAGUACGUAGUAUAUAUUUUCUUCAGCGUUUCUUUACAAUUUCAAGUAUUAUCAUGAUUGUUUAUAUGAAUGUAGAACAUCUCUGGAUUUCUUUUUAUAUAUUAAACUAUUUAAUAAAAAUCAAAGAUUGAAUGUUAAUGUGUGGGUUGAAAAAAAAAGCUUUAACACUAAUUUUCUAAAGGUAAGGGAAAAUUUAAAUUAAAUUUAUGCCUUAUAACAUCACGCUGGAGGGAAAGAAAAACAACAAACCAUUUCCCAGGUGCAUUAAGAAACAAGAACUCCCGGGCGCCCACCGUGCGUCAGCUGCCCAAGUCUAACUCAGUAGCUGGGAUAUCUUUUGUCUCCGACAGCUCUUGAGUCCAGACAACAAAAAAAUAAAUAAAUAAAAAAUAAAACUUCCAUUUGCAUUUCAGCAGUGAAGGUGAUGGCUUAAGAUUAGUGGGUGGGUGUCUUUACAUAAGGUGGGUGGGCAUGUCUCCUCUAGAAGGGGAGGCAUUUGUGCUUUUCCCCCACUGGAGUUGCCUUAUAUGAAAAUGGCCCCUUUUGUUCAGAGAAGUGGCACUAAUCAAAGAAAUCUCCAUUAAUUCAGUGUCCUCGUGCAUUGGGGACUUUUCCUUGGUGAAAGUUGAAUCCUUGACAAGUUCAGAAACUUUCCUGCUUUCUAGCCCAAGCCUAGCAGCCUCCCUCUGGCUCAUUUCUGCACAGCAGGGACCGUCUUCACUCAGUACAAAACGUGCAACACACUCCAUGGCAGUGUGAGUUUCUAAACUUCAGCAGAUUUCAAUAUCAUGGUUUUUUCCAUGCUGUUUUGGUAUUUUCUACCUCUUACUAAGCACCGUUGAUCUUGUACAAGAGGUUUGACCGCCUGCCUUACAGACAGAUGUGGGGCAUUGGCUUUUCUUUCUUGUGUUGUCUUCUGAGAAAGCUCCAAGUGUCUUGUUCCUCCCCUCACUUUCGAUCUGUGUGUCGCUCGGUGGGUUCUUCAUCUGUCUAAAUCAAUUAUAAAAAGGGGAAAUGUUGUUCUUUGUAAUGUGUUUCUGCAUAUUACAUGGAUGCAGUAGUUGAAUUGUGUUAUCAAAGCAAUUCCAGCUUCUGCCCAGAUUGCAUUAAAACCAAAGCCUAAUUGUUAAGCCUUUGACUCGAAUAUCCAUAGAAAUUUCAUGAAACAUCAAGUGUAAUGAUGGUGUAAGGAGAUGUCUCUAGAAAGUGUUUUUAGAUAAAGAACUUCAGAGCCUGUGACUGAAGGAUAGCAUGAAGAAUAGGAAAAUGGUGCAUGCAUUUUUUUUUAGUGUCCCACCAAAUAAUCAACUGGAAACCAUUGCAUUUAUAAAAUGGAGAGAAUUUAAGGUGGAACAGUUUGGAGUAUGCAAGGAACUGGCAUUUUUAAAACAACUCAUUCAGCACUGGGAUUCACUUGUUCCAUUUUAAGGAGAUGUCAAAAUGAAUACAAUGUAAAUACCAUUCCCAUUCCUCAGCACUUGAACAGUGCAGUCUGAUUCUCCAGUACAUGCUUUCUUCUUUUCCUCUGCCCGCAUUCAUUCAGAUUCUGCUCACAGACGUGGGGAAGCAGGCAGUAGAUUUAAGGGUGCUCAGGGGAAAAACAAAUCCGAUUUACACAAUGUGAGGAUAAAUGUAGAAUUUUAGCAAUAUUGGCUGUUAAAUAGGCUUGCUCCAGAGGCUGGCUCAAAAGAGAAAAAUGCAACAAAAACAAAAUUUACAGCCUGAAUGGAUAUAGCUCUGCCAUGCAGUGUUUAUAAAUUCUUUAGUUGUCCUGAUGCUGUUAUGUUAUUGAUCUCAUGCUUUACUUUGAAAUCACAAGGACAGCUGGACCAAACAGUGCUGCUGUGGUCACCUAAUUUGAAUGAGAGGAGGGGAAUGAGUAAAGUAUGGUACAGAACCAAAUGCAAAUUUAAAACCUACCAGUCAGUACCAGCAUCUUUAUAAAGGGCUUCUCUGAAAUUUAAACAACUUGAUGGUUUGGCCUGAUAUUUGAGUCUUAAAUGCUACUUUUUCCCCCCUUUCUGUCCUGUCUCUUAUAUUCAUGUCUCCACCAAAUUUGUAUGGCCUUGUUUGAAAAGAAUUGAAGUACAGUUAAAUUCCUCCAAAUAAAUAAUACCAAUCACUCCACCACUUCACGAGCAUGCUUCGGCCUCGUACUGUUUCCUAAUUACUCUGUUUUAAAUUUGUGGUGAACUACACACAGUUUUGGGAAGGGGACCGUGGGCAGGCAUCCUUGCUAUGCCUCAGACGUUCCCUUUGUCACUGACUAUUCCAUCGUGCAGGGCAUCGUUCAGGAACGGUGGAGAGGGGGAGAUUGGUUCCCUCUCCAGACCGCAGAGUGCUCUAAGGCUGGUGUGCCCCUGCCUAAAAGGCGGAAAUACAAGUCUCAAUGUGGCUUCCCCCUGCAGGCCACCGCCCAGAGGCUAGGCUUCUGGUCCUAACUACACCGAUGCAGUUCACUUCCCAGUCACUGGGAAAACUCUGAUACUAACUGAACAGAUGCAGUUCACCUCCCAGACACUGGGAAAACUCUGGUACUAAAUAGAUCGGGGAUGGGGCUCCCUUUAGGACAGCAGUGCAGUUCCUUACCAAGUACCAAGAAUGCCUCAUCAGCCCCCUAGUUUGUGCAUCCCAAGGAUCUCAGUGAGGGAGAAAAAUAUACAAACUGAUUUUUUAAUGUUUACCUGAUGUGGGCUUCUGCAUUUAUCAUAUUCUUCUUUUACUUCCAAUAAGUCAUUUGUUCAGGCUUUUAGCACUGGUCUUCAUCUGUUUUCCAGACUUAUGAUGAAUCAUCUUCAUGUUAUUGUAGAAUUUCCUGUGGUUAUGAAGAGAAGCAAUAAGUUGUUCUUUUGAUUUUAGGAAUAAUUGUAAUGUUUUGGCAUAACUUAUUUCAAUGUCUUUAAUUUUGAUAUUAAAAUCGACAUAAAUCUAUUUUUGCUAGCAGAUCACAGCUAUUUUCAUGUGCUCAAUUUUCUGUAUUGUAUUAAUCUGUUAGUGUCCAUCUUUUCCUGUACUGGAAAUCUACAUAUCCCACAAAUCAUGACAGUCUGAAACACAAACUAUUACCGAAGACUUUGGUUUUAGGGAUAUCCGUGAUCAGAAGUGACCUAGUUUUGUGAUUUAUGAUUAUUGUUCCUGUUAUGCUCAGAGAAUAUUUUUUUUAAAUGGAUACUUGCAAAUCUUCCAUUUAACCAUUUGUAAAACCUAAGUCCCAGCCUUCUACCCAUGUCUAUGUGGCUUUCUAACAAGAUCCUAUUAAUGUGUUUGCCCCUCUUCAUGUAGAUAGUUGACAGUGAAUAAAUAAUAUGG
Jaculus jaculus (lesser Egyptian jerboa) is the source of this 6489-nucleotide messenger RNA. RefSeq names its product oxysterol binding protein like 3 (gene Osbpl3). The record is from RefSeq and is a predicted model, not a curated record. Gene Ontology annotation, molecular function: cholesterol binding. The transcript has 23 exons. The coding region runs from base 397 to 3057 and encodes 886 amino acids. Gene Ontology annotation, cellular component: perinuclear endoplasmic reticulum; plasma membrane; intracellular membrane-bounded organelle. Lineage: Eukaryota; Metazoa; Chordata; Mammalia; Rodentia; Dipodidae.